AUGUCGAUCAACGUAGACAUACUGCUGUCGCGACUGCCACCCACGAUAAGCUCGUCGGCGAAGGCAGAACUAGGAAGUGUUCUGUCGGAGUACACCGAUGUUUUCGCUUGGAAGGAUUAUGAUGUUGGUCGAACGAAAGCAUACAACAUUCGACAGACACUGGAGAUGCUACACCCAUCCGCCUACCACCACGACAUGUCCCGAUUCAGUACCAACACCAGCUAA
Molecule: messenger RNA, 225 nt
Organism: Opisthorchis viverrini
Lineage: Eukaryota; Metazoa; Platyhelminthes; Trematoda; Opisthorchiida; Opisthorchiidae
Exons: 1
Coding region: 1-225 (74 amino acids)
Source: RefSeq, a predicted model, not a curated record